This is a messenger RNA of Ixodes scapularis (black-legged tick), 7913 nucleotides long. RefSeq names its product mediator of RNA polymerase II transcription subunit 1 (gene bbx). Gene Ontology annotation, molecular function: DNA-binding transcription factor activity, RNA polymerase II-specific; RNA polymerase II transcription regulatory region sequence-specific DNA binding. The record is from RefSeq and is a predicted model, not a curated record. The transcript is spliced from 9 exons. Gene Ontology annotation, biological process: regulation of transcription by RNA polymerase II. NCBI's taxonomy places the organism in Eukaryota, Metazoa, Arthropoda, Arachnida, Ixodida, Ixodidae. The annotation marks the transcript as partial. Gene Ontology annotation, cellular component: nucleus.
ACGAUCUCUAAACUCGAUCGGGCUUCUCGGGGGCCGCUCGCGCGCUGUUGGUCCCGUCGCCGCCGGGCUGCCGCUUUUGCCGUCGUCGGUCCCGCUCGCUGGAAUGGCUCUGUCCGCACACCUGUACCGCGCCGCCCGGCCCGAGCUUCGGCCGCUGCUCUGAUCCGUCGCUUGGAUACUCGAAGCGCGUGCCGUCGUGAAGUGCCCACAGCAGACCCCGACCAGCCCAAUGGAUUACGGCCGCGUGGGACGCGGAGCUCUUCGGCGGGCCCCUCAGCCAUGCCCAUGCCCCUGGUGCCCGGCGAGGCAGAGCCCGAGGAGGAGGACAUCGGGGGACGAGGGGAGGAGGACUGGUGCGUGGGAGGGGAGAUGCGCAGGCCCAUGAACGCCUUCUUCAUUUUCUGCAAGCGGCACCGCAGCGUGGUGCGUGAGCGCUACCCGCACCUGGAGAACCGCUCCAUCACGAAGAUCCUCGGAGAGUGGUGGGCCACCCUGGAGUCCGAUGAGAAGAACACCUACACCGAGCUGGCCAAGCAGUACAAGGAGGCCUUCAUGAAGGCCAACCCCGACUUCAAGUGGUGCAAGAUGCCCACGCCAACGACGCGCACCCUGCUGACGCGCACCAAGGGGGGCAAGGGGGACUCUCUGCGCUGGAGCCCCGACCACCCCCGGGCCGAGGAGAAUCACGCUGAGGGGGACCUGCCGCGCCUGCCCACGCCCAAGGGAAACCACCCCCGAGACCCGACGGGAGGAGACCGACGGGAGGAUGGCGUGGCCGACGCCGUCGAGGAGCGGCGCGUGAAGCUGGGCCCGGCCAUUUCGACAACGGAGCCGCCGCCGCCGCCGCCGCCGCCUCCUGUUACGGCAAACCCUGCCCCGGCGGCGCUUAACCCUCCCAUGAGCUGCAAGCCCCCCAAGAAGCGCUACCUGGAGAACAUGGAGAACGGCACGUACGGGUCGGGCAGCGCGGCGGCGGCCAGGGUCAAGUCGGACUCGUCCCCGUCCCCCUCGCCUUCCCCUUCGCCCGCGCCCUGUGGCGUGGCCCAGCCCGCCGGCCGGACUUCAACCGACCAGCAGACGAACAAUGCCUGCACGGCUCUCCUCGAGCUGGCUGAGGGAUGCCAGACGACCAAGAAACCCGCCUGCCGGCCGAAGCCCCCUGACUUCGGUCCAGCCACGGAGUCUCGAGAGGGCGGCAGUAGUCCGCCGGCCAGCGUUGCUCCCCGAGGUUUCGGCCCCAUCCCCAUGUUCGACGUAUGUGCAGCCAACCGCAUCAUCGACCAAGCCUUCAGCCAGACGGCGCCGACGACCACGGCCGGCCCCGCGUCGGUCACCGCGGCUCCGCCCUUUCUGGCGACGACUGCCGCGCCUCCUGCCAUCGCGACUGCGUCAAACGCUGCGCAGACAACUGCCGGCGCUCCGGCCGGAGGCUUCUUCAACGUGUCGUCCGCCAAGAGUUUGGCGCAGUCACUGAGCCGCGCAGAAGACGAGGAAGAGCCACUCAACCUGUCGAAGGAGAAGCCGACGACGACCAUCAAGGCCUGCCAGCAGGACAUCAUCGACCACAUCAUCGAGAAGUUCCUGUGCGGCCCCAGCAACGUGGCCCCACUGGACGGCACCGUCUUCUCGGCCGACGGAUCUUCGCGACACCCCGAGGAGAACGUGGCCCUGGCGGCCGCCAUUGCGGGCGCUCAGCCGCAGCCUCGUGCCGCCCUUCCGCCUCCGUCUGGGGACGGGGAGGACUCGGCCGAGUCCCCCAGGAGACCUAGCAAGGCGGGUGUGGCUCGGAGAAAAGGGCCUUCAGCGUCGUCACCGAACAAGCGGGCCCGUCUGGCGCAGGCGCAGGACGAAGACGGCGGCAGCAGCCCUGAGCGCGGGGAAUGUGCGGGGUCUCGCAAGAGCCAGCGGUCGUGCAAGGGGCAGCGCUACCAGGCCCUGCUUUCGGAGGGGGUGCUGCCCGGGGCCGCCAAGGAGAGAAAGGGGGGCAAGAGGGGCGAGGGGGAGGAAGAGGACGGCGGCAGGGAGGAGGGCGAGGAGGACGCGGACAGGGGGCGCAGGAAGGGCUGCAGGGAGGAGGACGGCGGUGGCAAGGCGUCCAGGAAGGCCAGUGGGAGCUUCAACCUGGACGCUCAGAUCGCCGCCCUGCCCAAGUGCAGCAUGGAUUCCUUCACACGGCGGCGCAGCAACAAAAAGAAGUGCAAGGGAGGAGCGGAGGACGGGGAGUUUGCGUGCCGUGACGACCGCUUCCAGAGCGACACGGACCCGUCCAAGGACCCCGACUUCCGGCCCAGCCCGGCCGGCCGGCGUCCAAGGCAUCGCAGCGAGUCCGGGGCCUCCAACACAGACAACGACGCCCCCGCCGACGGACCCGACAGUCCCGAAGAGGCCCCCUGCUCCCCGGGGGGAAGCAGGGACCUCGCUACGCCCAAGAAGUUCAAGACUGGGGACUUCGACCUUGACGAACACCUCGCAGCCCUUCCCAGGUGCGACAUCGAGGUCCUCAGUCGACGAAGAAAAGAGCUUAGGCGCGAUUCCGGAUCCUCUAGUGGCAAGCAAGGUAGGUUUGAGACUGGUGCAAAAAAGGGAGCGGUCAGCACGGCCCAGCAUUUUUCCCUUGCAGGCUCCAAAAUCGAGGACUCUGGCACGGAAUCGGACCAGGGAGCCGGCUCGGAGUCCACGGAAGAGAACGGGGUGAGGGAUUGGCACAGUGGAGAGGAGGAAGAAGCAGGAGAGGGAGAGCGCACCAGUCCCAAGAAGGACAAGAGAAAGAAAGGAAAAGGGGCUGUUCGAGAAGAAGACCUUCCCAGCGGCCUGGCAACCCUGGCCGACAUUGCGUUGAGUCAAAAAGAGAAGAUGCAAGACUGACAAAGGGGGUUGCGGAGGAGGAGAAGCAAGAGGACAACUCGCGCUUCGAAGCAAUAACAGCAGCGUCGGUGGGCUGCUCCCAGAGUCGCUGCCCCAGCUCUACUAGAGCUGUAGGAGUCAUCCGAACCUGAAGCCCAUACUUGGCCUAAGACUGCAACUCCACGUGUUUGUGUGUGCUCUCGCAGCAAGCUUUCGUCAUUGUUUAUUUUUGUGUGUAGAACUUCGCACAUUUCUGAACCAAGAGCCGACCGGACACAAGCUCGAACUUGACACGCACGGAGCCGUUCGUCUCGCACCAGCAACCAUUGUGACUGACAGCCGUACCAUCUUUUUAAAAUUUUUUUUUUUUAUUUCCCAUUGUGUGGUAGUGCUUUGGCCUGAACUCAUUUUUGUCAGGCCCCACAAAGUGGUGCGACUGAACAGCUGUCUUAAGAAAGUGUGGGCUGCGACGUUGAUCACGGACGUCGCUCGUCGAGAACGGUAUCACCCGCGGCGUGAAUGCAGACGUCUGGUGAGUUUAUGGCAAGGACUCUGGCCAUCGGUGUCUUAAGACUGGCACUUUGCUGUGAUCCGUGUCAGAAAUAAUUUUCUAUGCUGGAUGUUUUUUUUUUCUUUUUCUUUUUAAAGAGAGUGUGGAAGGGAAGUUGUUUACAUAAGGAUCCUGUGUCACUUGUGCAUCCCUGCAGCAUCUUUUUCUGUGUGUGUUUUGGAGAGUACAUAGUUUCUUGGGUUAUGUAUGUUGGAGGAGCAAACAUCUAAAGGCGGGAGCGACAUCCAGACAUGUAGGCUAGUGGUGACCAGUCAGAAGCUACCAGCGGAUGAUUAGCGAGUUUCGGUCUGCCCCUUGUACAUAAGAGCAUGAGUAUCUGUGGUGUCUUGAAAGGAAAGGAGAAGCAGGAAGGGCCACUCUAGGAAGGAAAGGUUCACGUGAGCAAAGUCGUUACGCUUGGCAGAGUUACGUCGUUAAACUGAGGCUGGCUUCAUUUUGUUUUCCCGAAAGUAAGGGGGCAACAUGCGUAUGUACAUAUACACAGUUACACAAAGUAAUGCGAUGAACAUGUAACAUUAAGCUCUGUAAGGAAGACUAGCACACAUCUGCUUUUGCUCUCUCUCUCUCUGUCUCUUUCAGUGUAGUUUCCUCUUAGCAUCGCAUGUUUGGGAUAUGUACAUAGCGAGGUAGACUAUUUUAAAGCAAGAUUUUUUUUAUAUGAGCAACAUGUCCCUAGUAAAAGUUGUGUGAUACGCAGGCAGAAAACAAAAAAAGUUCCACAUCUCAGGAGCACAAUUUUUUUUUCUGGCAUCCUAAAGUGUUGGCUGUUUUUUCAGAACUUGACUAUUCACUGUGCUUCCCGUACCGUUAAUCCUUUUUCCUUUUCAUACAAUGGGCUGUUCCUGCCCUGAGCUGCUUAUGUCAUCCAAACCAAGUAAAUUAAUUGAGCACUCAAACCCUGUGAUUAUAUUAGUGAUUUAUAAACAUCUAGAAUCUGUACAGGCUGUGAAGAGGGAAAGUUCUUCAGUUUGCUCACAUGCUGUCAAUGCACCAGUUGUGUCAGCUUUAAUAUUCCUCAAUUAUCCUAAACAGAGAUGUUUCAUCAGAGCAGUUGGCAUACUUAUGCUAUGGCAGCAGGGAAAUGUGAGGAAAGCCUGCAAAUUAGUGAACAUUGUUGACCAUUUGGCAAGCUUCCAUCGCCUUGCUGCAGUAUCAAAUAUCAGUUGUCACUACAGUGGUUUAAGAAGCAGUUUUAGAAGUAGUUCUGGAGCACCGGGCAUGAGUGGUGGCAAGGUUAAUUGGUACUUUUUAUAAUAUAAACAAUGCAAGUUUUUGAAAUUAUGGGAUUAAAAAUUUCAGAGUAAUUUGGCCCCUAGAUGUUUUAUUCCUAAAGCCAAAGACUUCAGGGGUAGAAAGGGUCAAAGAGCACUCUAAGAUUAGGCCAGCGCAUUUGUUGCAUUAAGUUAGUACUAUAAUACUAUGUUGUGCGAAUAUGGAGGAAAGUUGUUUGGUGCUUGUAUGGUCAUGAUAGGCAGAAGUGGGGUCCAUUUCGUUUAUGACUGUGCACACUGCAUAGCAUAUAAAGAAUAAUUUUUUUACUCAUGGUAAUCCUUUAAGUGCAGUGAUCUGUUUUACAAUCGCGGUAUAUUCGAUUAGUCUGGUUAAUUUUUCACUCAAAAAACAAUGUAUGAUAAUGAUCUUGAAGACCAGACAUUUUAUGUGUGACAGAGUUCAAAGAAAGUUUCCACUACCGGACCUCAGGGAGAAAAAGCUAUGCAGUUUUAUGAAACUCUGUUUCGAUAUGGCUUAAUCUGACUUUCAAGAAACAUAAUUAGGAAACACCUCAGAUUCUUUUAAGCUAAAAACAAAUAUAUAACUUGCUAUCUAUUGGUUACCUAUGCUAUGCAUAGAAGUGUGGCAUAUUGGUAUUUGUCAAAACAAGAGAGAAACAUAUUGUGUUCCUGUACAAUUUCUUGCUACCAUUUUUUUGCAGUAGAAUCAAAAAUGUUUCUACACCACAACCUUUCUAUGCAGUUUGAUAAAACCCCUGGAUGUGCUGUUGUAAUGUUUGGUAAGCUGGGCAUUGGGCUUGUGAUGUGCAAAGUAAUUUGCUCGUUGAAAAAUUGUGACAUGACUAAAUGCUCGUUUUUGUCUUAUUGCACUCCCCACUUUUCUGUUUUUCACUGUUCUUUCUCGACGAUCAAAUUUAAGGUUUUAGCAUAGCCUUUGUCUCAUUGAACCUAGUUUGUUUAUUGAACAAUUUGAACUGAGCAACACUUUGUGUGUGAUAGGGGACAUGCCUGAUUAUCAAAGGCUGCCUUGAAACGCAAGAUCAAGGAUAUUUUACGUAGCUGUUUUACAAUUGUUUCUUCUAAGUUAUUUCCGUUUCAUGUAACCGUUUUAGGUGCAGUUUCGAACAAGAUACAUUGUGACAUGUUACGGCUCGGGACUUGGUUAAAGAAGAGAAAGAAAACUAAACUGUGCUUCAUCUCAUUUGACUUGUGACAUGUGAUAAAUCUUGUUGUGUGUAACUCAAACCAGGGCAAGACAUGCACUAUGGUUGCUUUUGGGACAGUUUUGUCCGAACGACAAUGAGUAAUUUUCAGUUAUGUCAUCAAUGAAGUUGGAGCAUUAAAAAGGUGAAGCAAAUGACAGGCUUUUUGUAAUAUCGAGUUGUUUUUUUUUAUCAGGUUCUUUAGUACCAUUAAAUAUUACUACCACACUAAUUAUCAUUACAGAUCAUACAACUUGUAGUUUUUCAUAAAGCAGUCGGUUUGCUUUUUCAUGGAACUUUCUGGCAAGGUUUUGUAAUAAUAGGAGUGCACCAAAAUUUUCACGGCAAGUCUAAGACUGAACUGGUUUAAUUGGAUGAGCAUGACAGAUAUGUUAUGUUGUACUACUGUAGUCACUGACCAGAUGGGAAUGGUAGUGUGUCUCUUUCAAAUGCCUGGCCUCCAGCGUGCGCUCGUUGCCUUCCUCUGUGCUUUGGCCGCGCAUGCACGCUUGUGGCUCGAGAUGCUGAAACGUUAUCGAAGGUAGAAAGCUUCUUCUGGAGGAGGAAAAACUGAAACUUCUCCCUGCCCCUCUCUUCCUGUCAGUGAGUAUAGUUAGUGCUUUUGGUACUCCUAAGUAAAAUUCAGCCCCCCCCCCCCCCCUCCUCCUCCUCUUAAAAGAAAAAAAAAAGCUGUUUCAAGUGUGGCAACGUAGGGUAUCCUUUCAAAUGCCACUUUUAGUUGAAAAGCGGUGUUCCAGCUUCCUUUGUGUCACGCUCGUGAACAACUGUACUCUUAACAAACGAUCGGUUCAUGCCUUGCACCGUUUUCUGCUACUGUCGCGUUGCAUUUAUGUUUGCGUUUCGUGGACAUGUCCGAUAAACGGCCCUGCCGACGGAAAGAGCUCGUACUAGGCAGUGUUGCUCGUAAUGUUUUCAAGGUCUAGUUUUGAAGUUGCUCUUGGUUUUCCGAGGAAGGCUUGCCCACUUUUCGCUGCCCCUUUUGCGAGGAACGGGAAAAACAUUAGGCGGGACAUCUCCCUUAGUCACUGACCUCACCUACACAAAUUACGGUGUACAUGCACUCUCAAAGUUAUGCACAUUUUAGAUGUAAUUGUAUAGUAGGAGUGACUACUACGACUGUUCAAACAAAAGCUACUAUAAGCCUGGUUGAGCCCGAGUUACGCCGUGCGAGGGCCGAGGUGGGAAAUUGAAGCACUUGGAUUAGUUUUCUUAGUGACUUACAGCUUUAGGUAUACAAUGCAUUCCUGUUUGCAUUACUUGCCAGUCACGACCAGCUCUCUUUUGGGUGGUUGGUGUCGUCUGGGAAAGCAUUAUCUCUGUUGUAAACUCCAAAUUCACAUUGUUUCGAUUUUUUUUCUUCAGUUUUUAAGGAUUUUUUUAAGCUAGGCUUGGUGCAGUUCAGUACAUUGAACUGCUCUUUUGGGCGAUUUAAAUAACAAGUGACGCACACGUCGUCGGUCCGUCUUCUUCCCGCCUUAGUUUCCCACCUCUGCCGCUAGGGUCGACAAGAUCAAAGGAACAGUAUCCAUGAGAAUCGAGUGCGUCGUGUCGUGGUCGUCCCGUCGCGUGGUUUGCCGAGACAAACUGCGCUGCGUUUUCUAAGAACAAAAAAAAAGGUGUGCAUGUCUGGCGUGUUCACGCCGCAAGGGGUUGGUCGUCCUGUUGACGAGUAGGAUGGUCACGAGUAGAGCGAGUUUUGUAUGGGGCACCUAUUCGAGGAGAGAGAGCUUUGUCGCUCUCCUUGCAAGGUGUUUGGGGUGGUGCUGUCGCAGAUAUAGUUUGUGAUAUCGACGUUGGUUGGUGGAAUGGCUUGCCGCCUCUUGAGGAGAAAUGCGCACAAACCUGUGUACAGUUGUGUGUAUGACGACGACGAUGAAUUUGUUUCAAGGCAGUGUCUCGCCUUUUUUUUUUUUUUGUGCGUGUGUAGGUUUGCUUGUCAUUGUUUGGUGCUGAAAUGAGAGACGAGUGAGAGAGGUUAUUUAUCGCCACUUUUGAUUGUGAGACGUGAUGAUACAAUGAUAAUAAAAAAAAAAGAGAAACGUC